Biomphalaria glabrata is the source of this 2434-nucleotide messenger RNA. Its product is annotated as non-structural maintenance of chromosomes element 3 homolog. The record is from RefSeq and is a predicted model, not a curated record. Lineage: Eukaryota; Metazoa; Mollusca; Gastropoda; Planorbidae. The transcript has 11 exons. Gene Ontology annotation, cellular component: nucleus. The coding region runs from base 13 to 936 and encodes 307 amino acids.
GCCGAGUACAAAAUGUUGAGAAGCGCUGAUCUAGAUCGAGCUCAUUUAAAAAUAAAAGCACUUUUAUUGGUAAACCCGGAAGCAUAUACAAUUAGCGAACUGCCACUGAUAAUCUUCACAAUGCCAAGAACAUCACAGGCGUCAAAACAAAUAAAUGCAAGUCAAAGAAGUGUCACAGAUACUACACAGUUAUUAUCACUAUCUCAGAGUCAAGCCAGCUCUAAACAAUUGGAUGCUGCAGAAUUGGAGAAAAAGGUGAAUGAAGUAGUCCAAUAUUUGCUUAUUUUAGAUCAAAAGAAAGUACCAAUUAAAAAACGAGAUAUCAUAAGAGUACUGAUGAAAGACUGCAGUAAAUCCUUCUCAGCUGUAAUAGAGCAAGCUAAAAUCAAACUUUCUAAGAUUUUUGGAUUCCAGCUUGUUGAACUAGAUGAAAAACUGAAAGGUACCUUUAUAUUGGUCAACAACAUAAACCACACUUGGGAAGACGACAGCUGUAUUGAAAGUUUACCAGAAGAGAAUGCUAAACAAGGGCUGAUCUCUGUCAUUCUUGGAAUAAUAUUUAUGAAUGGAAAUGUUAUUCGUGAAGAAGAUUUGUGGCAUGCUUUGAAGAAACUAGGAUUACAUCCUGAAGAAAAACAUGUGACAUUUGGAAAUGUGAAGAGUUUAAUCUUUGAAGAGUUUGUGAAGCAAGGUUUUCUAGAAGUGGUUCAGAGUAAUGAAGAACAACCUACAAAAUCUUUAUACUGGGGACAGAGAGCUCACCAUGAACUUAGUAAAGAAAAUGCUUUGAAACUAGUUUGUCAAAUUAAUGGAACCAAACCAGAGGACUGGUUGCAGCAACAACAGCAAAUCAAUAGAAGCACUGCAGGACAAAUGAACUCUGCUGAUGUAUCAGAACCUAGUGUUCCAGGCAGUAGCAAGCCUCGAAGGGGAUGACAGAUAUCGAGUGGUAUGACCUAGUCACAACUUCCUACUGAAACAGGAAAAUCAGAGGCAGAUUAAAGAAAUGGUAAAACGAUGAAUAAAUUGUGGAUCUCAAGUAAGAAUGUCACAACUAGAUGUAAACUGUCACCUUGUGCCUAAGAGGACUGUAAACAGAUAAAUGGGUCCAGGCAAAGUCAUGUUGAGGCUUUAGAAGAAACAGUAACAAAAAAAAGUUUUUUCUUUUAAAAAGACUAUUCCUCCUUUAUAAAGCUAAUAACAUUUUGUAAAAGAGAUUACUUUGCUCUUUAUAAUCAAUGAAUACUAGAUAUGAAAACAAAGGAGCAUAGAAUACUAUAGAAGAUUCUAGCUUGGUGAUGUGCCUUUAGAUUCAGACUUAGAAGACUUUGCAGCAAAAUUUAUUUAUUUAAUUCUUUGAUGAAUAUGUGCGAAUACCAGCUGGCGUGUUCAAGAUAAAGAUUGUCUAGUAGAGAACUCCGGACCAAAUUUAAUUAUUAGAUUAUUAUAUUUUUAAAAUUUAUAAUAGUUAAACCAAAGUUUUCACAGUGUGGCAAAUUAGCUAGUAAUUAUUUUCCCAAAGAUAUACAGAACUGUCAAAUUUGUAAGAACAUGUUAGUGUUACAUUAAGUGAACUCUAACAUUACUGUAAACUUUUACUAAUGCUGUUAUCAAUUUUUUUAUUAUAAUACCUGUAUUCUAGUCGCACUUUCGGAAUGGGUGGGCAAAACCUGGGUGAGUGUAAAUGGUUCUCGAACAAUCUUCCUAGAAAUUUUACACUUGAUGUAAAUGGGAAAUCUCUCGAUUGACAGUUAUAAUUUUUCAAAGUAUAAAAAAAAAAUUAAUUUAAAUUUGGCUACAGGAAUAGAAAAUAUUUAUCUUGAACAGACUGCAUGUAAAGAGUUUAACAAAUGAAUGUUCAAGAACAUUUUGUCUAGAUCUAAAACUUAUCCACAUCUCGUCCCUUGACUUUCAUAGUAGGAUAUUCUGACAGUUCACAUUACCAAAUGCCUCCAUUUUUUCUUGAUCAGCAUCUGUUUUUAGUAGGAUUUCAAGAGAGAGGCUUAUCAUUAGAUUAUUCAGUCUAGUAGUUUAUGAUUUUGCUUAAUCUGGAUUUUGUUCCUUGUGGGUGGGGGGAAGGAAAUGAGGGAAGUACAAAUUUUAAGUUUUUGUAAAUUCUAACAUUCAUUAGUUCUUAAGAGCAAAAUAAUUAAUAAUAAUAAAACUAUCAGUUGUAAAAAGGAGGUGUUGUUGUUUUUUUUUGAAAAUAUUUUCUUAUUUAAGUUAUAAAAUAAUAAGUCUUUAAUAAAAAAAAAUUAACAUUAAUAAUUGAUCUCUUACUUGUUCAGCAAGAAACUAUAGAAUGAAUUCUGAAAUCAAUCACAAAGAUUAAGUCUUCCCACUUACUUUGUGCCCCUCGUCAGAUAGUAAAUUGUUUAGUUUACAACUUCAUUUUAACACUACCAUUUCAAUGGCCCAAAAAAAAAACUCAAAA